Adelges cooleyi (spruce gall adelgid) is the source of this 1546-nucleotide messenger RNA. Its product is annotated as androgen-dependent TFPI-regulating protein-like. The transcript has 6 exons. Bases 238 to 960 code for a protein of 240 amino acids. The record is from RefSeq and is a predicted model, not a curated record. Lineage: Eukaryota; Metazoa; Arthropoda; Insecta; Hemiptera; Adelgidae. Gene Ontology annotation, cellular component: endomembrane system; membrane.
ACAUUCGUAGCGUUCACACUCUAGUCUUGCCGCUUGCGAUCUAGUCUCUUAUCUUAACUUCGCAAAAUUUAAUUUAACGUUCUUUACACCGCAGUCUGCAUUACUUUAUCUUAAUAUGUGUGCAUAAGAUAACCGUGUACGUCGCGUUUCUUAUUAUUUAAAUAGUAAAUUGUAUUGCAAUACAGAGAACAAAAUGACAUCAGGAAACACAUCUGGCAUGCAGUCUAGAUUGAAAAAAUGAACGUACUUAUUAUAUUGGACACGAUUAAUAAAGGUGUACAUUUGUCCGGGGCUGCGUUAUUUUCAUAUGGACUGUAUUAUUACUAUACGUUUGUUAAUAUUCCUGCCCACCUAAACCCUCUUGAUGAGGCUUUCGGAGGAAAGUUCAAAUACUUAACUUUUUGUGACUUGGCGAUCCAAACAUUGUACCAUAUGAUGGCCGUAUUAAUUGACCAACUCGCAUCCAAAACGUGUUCCGAUGGAACAUUGAAAAUUUUGAACCGAUGCAAAAAUAUUUAUUUUACUGCUUUAGCCUUUCCUCUUUCGAUGUUUGUUGCCGUCAGUUUUUGGCCAAUGUGGUUGACUGACCAAACCCUCGUUAUGCCAAAGUAUUAUGAUUUGUAUUUUCCAGUUUGGCUAAACCAUGUAUCACAUGCUCAUAUUUUUCUCUUUGCAUUGUUGGAAAUUAUUACUGCCUAUAAAAAAUAUCCAAGCAGAGCAGCGGGGCUGACUAUAUAUCUAAGUUUCCAAGCGUGUUAUUUAUUUUGGAUUAAUUUUAUAUUUUAUAAAACUGGAUUAUGGGUUUAUCCGAUACUGGAGAGAUUGAAUUUAAUAACGAGAGUGUUAUUCUUCGUUGCAAAUUUUAUUUAUGCACCAUUUACAUAUUUAGCUGGUGAAUAUAUAAAUAACUGGUAUUGGAGUGUAUCUAAAUACUCAAAGUCAUCAAAACAUAUAGAUUAAUAAACUAUACAAUUGUUUUUUUUAUAAAAAUUAAUUUUCAUUUUUAUUCGUAUUAGUUUAUAAUGAUAAAAAAAACAUAUUGUACAUGUUAUGUUAUUGACAUUUUUUUUUUUUGCACGGGUCAAAUGUUAUAGUUUUAUAUUUAAAAUAUAUCAUGAUAUAUAAACUACAAUGAUAUUUGUUUUUUUAACCAAUGUAUUAUAUAAAAACAAUUACCCUUAAUAAUUAUGUGAAGCCACUAAAAAAGCCAAAAAUAAUAUCAAGAAAAGUUAUUAGUGAUUUAUUGAGUAAACAUUUUUUUACAUCACACGUAUUUUUUAAUAUUUAACUAUUAUUAUUUUUUAAUUUUAUGAGUGAGUAAUGAUUUUUGGCCGGAACACUAUCCGGAUCUUUGCUUUUUAGUGACGUACUUUUACGCUGACCUACAUUUCAAAGCUGUAACCACGGUAUUACCUUGACACCUUACAAAUUAUAUUUCUUAUUAAUUCAAAUAAUUUGGCUCAAUAAAAUGAACCUGGGCAGGCAGUAUUUGUGAUGUUGUUUAAAAACAUAUUUGUAGAUAUUUGAGUUAUUAUAUUCCAAAGUU